AUGAGCUGCUUUCUGGAACUGCUGCAGUCCAUGUUCUUAUGUAGACCCACAAUGCUGUUUGGGACGGAAUUCCAGGAUUUUGUCUCAAUGUCACUGAAAGAUUGGUGAUAUAUUCCAUGGAAAUGGCUUGCGUUAAGGUCGAGUGUGUCGUGAGGGAUAAGUACAGAAUUGGAGAGGCCCCAGUUUGGGAAGAAAAACACAGUUCUCUUCUUUAUGUGGAUAUCACAGGUCAGAAGGUGUGCAGAUGGAAUGCAGUCACAAAACAAGUGAAGGAAGUACAUGUUGAUGCCCCUGUUGGAUCUGCAGUCCCUCGAAGGUCAGGGGGUUAUGUUCUGGCCAUUGGAAAAAGCUUUGCCUUCCUAGACUGGGAAAAGCAAACAGUUACUGAAAUAGCUUCAGUUGACCCAGAUAAAGUAAAUAACCGAUUUAAUGAUGGCAAAGUGGACCCUGCUGGACGUUUCUUUGCAGGGACCAUGGCAAUGGAGACUCGGCCAGCUGAGGUAGAAAGGCACCAGGGAUCAAUGUACUCUCUGCAAGCAGAUCACUCUGUGGUUAAGCAUUUUGAUCAAGUGGACAUUUCAAAUGGUCUGGAUUGGUCCCCAGAUCACAAGGUUUUCUACUAUAUUGACAGUUUAUCAUUCACUAUUGAUGCGUUUGACUAUGACCUGCAGUCAGGAAAGAUCUCAAAUCGAAGACUUGUGUACAGGCUUGAAAAGGAGGAGGCUAUUCCUGAUGGGCAGUGCAUUGAUGCAGAGGGAAAGCUUUGGGUUGCCUGCUACAAUGGUGGAAGAAUCCUUCGGAUUGAUCCUGAAACUGGUAAACGAAUCCAGACAGUGAAGCUGCCUGUUGACAAGACUACAUCGUGUUGCUUUGGGGGAAAAGAUUACUCUGAACUUUAUGUAACCUCGGCUGCAGAUGCAAUGGACGAAGAGUGGAUUAGAAGACAGCCAGAAGCAGGUAGCAUUUUUAAGAUUACUGGGCUUCGAGUGAAAGGAAUUCCACCAUAUUCAUAUGCUGGAUAAAACACACCCCAAUGACCUAAAGCCUGUAAUCCUUGCAAUUAUGAUGAUCAUCCACCUUGGUAUCUUCAAAAGCAAGCUUUACAAAUUUGCAAAAUAGUAUUCUGUAGAUGCGCUGAUGAUUUUCAAAUUUCUUUUGCUCCAUAUGAUGCUUUUAUUGAAACUUUUUCCACAUUCUAGCCAUGGUUUAUAAUUUACUGAGAAUAUACUGAAAACAUUAAGGAUGGUCACCUUGAUAUAUUAGUAAUAAAUCUUCUAUUAAACUUUUUAAAUGAUUC
Messenger RNA from Rhincodon typus (whale shark), 1297 nucleotides. Its product is annotated as regucalcin-like. NCBI's taxonomy places the organism in Eukaryota, Metazoa, Chordata, Chondrichthyes, Orectolobiformes, Rhincodontidae. Gene Ontology annotation, biological process: L-ascorbic acid biosynthetic process. Gene Ontology annotation, molecular function: calcium ion binding; enzyme regulator activity; gluconolactonase activity. The record is from RefSeq and is a predicted model, not a curated record. The coding region runs from base 117 to 1022 and encodes 301 amino acids. The transcript has 7 exons.